Molecule: messenger RNA, 426 nt
Organism: Cladocopium goreaui
Lineage: Eukaryota; Dinophyceae; Suessiales; Symbiodiniaceae
Source: the annotation of a GenBank genome assembly
AUGCCAGGUCUAACGGACUCCUGGGCUGCACUUGACGGCCAUGAACGAAAGCCGAUGGUCAAGGCUUUGCAAGGCAGCUCAAUCAAAUUGGGCUUCUUCGAGCCCAACUUCAAAUCCACCAGCAGUAACCACCGACUGUUUAGUCGAGCAGAGCAAAGAGCUGCACAGGGUUCCAUGGAUCAGUCGGUAAAGGCAGAUUUGAGGGCUGUGCAUUACAGUUUGGGUGAAGAUGGGCCCGGAAGAGUGAAUUAUGAGUGGUAUGAGACAGAGCUGGAGCGAUGUGCCAAGAGUCACUGGGAUCCUUCCAGGAAGAAAGCACUCAUAGGUGUAGAUCCUUUCAACACUCGUGCAGCGCGGCUCGAGAUGUCUCGUCGUAGUUUCAAGGCAGAUCGUGAAGCGCCGCGGCCAAGUAGCUCUUGGUUUUAG